AUGGAUAGGUUCAAUCUUAAUAGUCAGCUUGAACACUUACAAUCCAAAUAUGUUGGAACCGGGCAUGCAGACACAAAUAAAUUCGAAUGGAUGGUAAAUCAACAUCGAGAUAGUUAUGCUUCAUAUAUUGGACAUCAUUCUUUAAUCUCUUAUUUCGCUGUAGCGCAAAACGAAAGUAUUUCUAGAGUAAAAUUUGAAUUCGUGGAAAAAAUGCUGCAACCUUGUGGAUUGCCUGUUCCUAGGGAUGAAUAG
Molecule: messenger RNA, 252 nt
Organism: Funneliformis caledonium
Lineage: Eukaryota; Fungi; Glomeromycota; Glomeromycetes; Glomerales; Glomeraceae
Source: the annotation of a GenBank genome assembly